AUGAUUCCAGAAAGGUCACUCCUCUUGUUGUCCAUGCUGGCUCUGCUGGUCUUGGUGCUGAGCCAGCAUUCUUUAGCAGAGUCUCAAGAAAAAAAGUUUAAGAGGCAGCAUGUGGACUCAGGCCAAGAAGGCAAUCCUGGAAAAAAAUACUGCGACAAGAUAAUGCCGAAACGGGGCAUGACAAAAGGGAAAUGCAAGCCAGUCAAUACCUUCGUGCAUGAAUCUUACCAGACAAUCCAGGAUAUUUGCCAUGAGGCAAAUACAGCAUGUGUAAACCCAGAUAUGCACAACUGUCACAAAAGCAGUCAUCCCCUGAGAAUCACCGAAUGCCGCCUUUCAGGAGGUUCCAAGCCAGGCAAAUGCAGAUACCGGGUGAAAAGUGCUAAGAAACAUGUCAUUGUGGCCUGUGGAGGGAACCCCUUGAAACCAAUACACCUUGAUGCCACCAAAUAG
This is a messenger RNA of Trichosurus vulpecula (common brushtail), 453 nucleotides long. RefSeq names its product ribonuclease pancreatic A-like. Lineage: Eukaryota; Metazoa; Chordata; Mammalia; Diprotodontia; Phalangeridae. The transcript has a single exon. Bases 1 to 453 code for a protein of 150 amino acids. Gene Ontology annotation, molecular function: nucleic acid binding; RNA nuclease activity. The record is from RefSeq and is a predicted model, not a curated record.